This is a messenger RNA of Anopheles aquasalis, 1996 nucleotides long. Its product is annotated as toll-like receptor Tollo. The record is from RefSeq and is a predicted model, not a curated record. Gene Ontology annotation, cellular component: extracellular matrix. Gene Ontology annotation, molecular function: protein binding. Lineage: Eukaryota; Metazoa; Arthropoda; Insecta; Diptera; Culicidae.
GUGCUUCCUUCUGCUUUCUAGUCCAGUUCGUCAGUUGAAGCCGAGCGGUCAAUCUGUGAGGAAUCGAAGUGCUUUAGAAGUCAGUUAUUCAGAACCAGAACUUGAAGAACAACAUCGAGCUCAAAAUGCGUUUGUUCAGUAUUCCACUGAGGACGAUACUGUUCCUGGUAAUGGCACUAGUGGCCGCGAAAACCCGGGCCAUCAUCUACCAGUGUGAUCACUUCGAGCGGGAACACUACAACGUACGGUACUGUGCACUGUUCAACGUGACGAUCGCCCAUUUUGCCGCCGAUGUUGACUUCCUGUCCGAGUAUCCGCGCCCGCACCGGAUCGAGUUUUUCCAGUCGAAGCUCACGGAAGUGCCGCGCACCCUUUUCUCCACCUUUCCCGAGCUGCUGGAGAUCAACUUUGACGAGUCGGGCGUAGAGCACCUGCCACGGUAUACGUUCGAGCACGCCAAGCAACUGCAGCGACUGACGCUGGCCGGAAACGAGCUGACCAGCAUCGGUGCGUUCGUGUUUGGUGGUGCGGAACGGUUGCAAUCGUUGAAUGUGUCACGGAAUCGGCUCAAAGAGCUAAAGGUCCAAUCGUUCAGUGAUGUGUUUGAGUUGAACGAGAUCGAUCUCAGUUACAAUCAGUUGGAAUCGUUGCCGACGGAUGUGUUUGCGUUGCUUACGAAGCUCAAGUCACUCUUCCUUCAUCACAAUCGACUAACGCAGCUUGCCGAUGGUACGCUACGGAACAACUUGCUGGCGACACUCGAUCUGAGCUACAAUCGGUUGCGAGAGUUCGACACAAGCCGCGUGAUGACAACCGAACCGACGGAGGUGCUCCGGUUGCGAGUGAAUUCGUUGCAAACGUUCACCAUACCGUUGAUCACGCACUUGAUCGAUCUGUCGGUAAACAAUGUGAGCGUGCUGCUGCGGACACAACCGGAACAACCGUGCAAUGUGCAGCAUCUAAACGUUUCACUUAACCGGUUGACCAAUCUCGUGAACGUCACUGAUCUCUCACGGUUGACGACGCUUGAUGUAUCUUUUAAUCCCCUCGGUAAUCUACCACUGACCACGUUUCUGUCCCUUCCGAACCUGAUCGUGCUUAAUCUAGAGGCCACCAACCAGACGCACCUCGAGCACGGACUGUUUUCACAGCAGCAGCGUCUCGUGUGGCUCGAUCUGUCCUUCAAUCGGCUGGAGCAGUUCGAACUGAGUGUGUUGACUGCGGCGACGGGGUUGCAACAGCUGUACCUCGAUGGAAACGCACUGACAAGCAUCGAUUAUGGGCAGCUUUAUGAGCUGAUGCCGGUACUGCGACAUCUUGGCCUGUUCGCUAACCACUGGAACUGCUCCUACUUGAUCCAGUUGAUGCGUUACUGCAAGCGGCAUGGUAUCAGCAUCGAACCCUCGAAACCGUACGCUACCGUGCUGCAUUUGCCGAACGUGCGUGGUAUUUACUGCCAAAGCUCACCGGCCGCACGGCUGCCUGUGUUUCAACCGAUCGGCCACUCGCCGAUCGACGAGAAUUCUCUGCAGGAUCUCCAGCAGCAGCAGCAGCAGCAGCAGCAAAACCAAUCGACUACCGUACCUUCGGUGGAAGAUAAAAGUGAGUCUUCAGCGCGGUUGCUAGAACUGAUGCAGCAGCUCAACCAAACAACACUCGAGCGCAUCGAACGGAUCGAUCGACGGGCGACGGUCACCGUGGGGGAUGUCACUCUACAUGCCUAUAGCGUUCAGAUUUUUAUCCUGCUUAUCCUGUCAGCCAUUCUGAUUAUUAACGUCGGUUUUCUGCUGUGGGUGCAGCACAACGCAAAUGCACGUCAGGCGGUCGAUCGUAUGAUCAUUUUCCGGCGGCAGCAGGGUGACUCGAUCGAAACUCAGCUACACAAUGACUUUUGAGCCCUUUUGAUAGCAGUUUAAACUCUUUUUUUUCUGACAAAUUUCUCAUACAUAGAUUGAUAAGAGCUACAAUUUGCAAUAAAUUACUUAAUACCUUUAGA